Ipomoea triloba (trilobed morning glory) is the source of this 1132-nucleotide messenger RNA. RefSeq names its product peroxidase 39-like. Gene Ontology annotation, cellular component: plant-type cell wall; plasmodesma. Bases 1 to 1026 code for a protein of 341 amino acids. The record is from RefSeq and is a predicted model, not a curated record. Gene Ontology annotation, molecular function: peroxidase activity; heme binding. Gene Ontology annotation, biological process: hydrogen peroxide catabolic process; response to oxidative stress. Lineage: Eukaryota; Viridiplantae; Streptophyta; Magnoliopsida; Solanales; Convolvulaceae. The transcript has 2 exons.
AUGGCGAUGGCUGCAAGGAUCGUCGCCGUCAUCUGCAUGCUAUCUCUCUUUACUACCCCUGCAUUUUCUUUUGGCUUACCUGGCUUUCUUUUCGGAGGUUUCCCUGACCACAAUGCCGAAACCGGUGAAACCAUCGCCGGAAUGCAGGUAGGAUUCUAUGGCCACACUUGCCCUACGGCUGAGCAAAUCGUGAAGAACCAUAUGGUCCAGGCUUUCCACGACGACCCCGGCGUGGCCGCCGCCAUCGUCCGCCUCCAAAGCCACGACUGUCUCGUCACAGGAUGUGAUGGAUCAGUGUUGCUGGACGCGACACCGGAAGGGGGCCGCGUGGAGAAGCAAGCGCCGGUGAACGGAAAAACCGUGCGAGGGUUCGACCUCAUAGACCGGAUCAAGGAAGAGCUAGAGCAGACCUGCCCAGGAGUGGUAUCCUGCGCCGACAUCCUAACAUUCUUGGCACGGGACGCGCUAGUAUUAUCCGGCGUGCCAGAGUUCUCCGUUCCGGGCGGGCGGCGCGACGGGAACGUCUCCCGCGAAUCCGAAGCCCGAAAACACCUCGCCUCGCCGGACAACACGGUCGACCAGAUGACCGAGCUGUUCAAGGCGAAAGGACUAGACGUGGAAGACCUGGUGGCGCUAUUGGGCGCGCAUUCCAUCGGGGUUUCUCACUGCUCCAAUUUCCGGUACCGGCUGAAAACUCCUGCGAGAGCCAAGGAGAUCGACGGGUCGCUCAAGGUGGUGAUGGCAACCCAUUGCGUGAAUGCGAAAAGCGCAGUCCCGAUGGACAGCACCACUCAGUACAAAAUGGAUUCCGAGUUCUACAAGCAACUCUUGCAGAAGAAAGGGGUGCUGGAAUCCGACCAGCGCCUUGCCGCCGAUCCAAGAACGCUGCCGCUUGUGCAGAAGUUCGCCGGUGACGAGGCGGCGUGGCUCGGCAAGUUCACGGAGUCGGUGAUCAAGAUGGGGAAGAUUCAAGUGCUGACUGGAAAUGAGGGGGAGAUAAGGAGGAAAUGUCGAUUUGUUAACUAAAUUUGCCGUGGCAUUUCCUUCUUGUUGUCUUAAUAUUAUUUUUUUAGGGGCAGUUUGGGUGUUUCACACCUAUUCAAUUUAUGAAAAACCAAAUUAUUUUUAAAAA